Erythranthe guttata (spotted monkey flower) is the source of this 1895-nucleotide messenger RNA. It is a transcript of the gene KAN, whose product is annotated as Homeodomain-like superfamily protein. Gene Ontology annotation, cellular component: nucleus. Lineage: Eukaryota; Viridiplantae; Streptophyta; Magnoliopsida; Lamiales; Phrymaceae. The record is from RefSeq and is a predicted model, not a curated record. Gene Ontology annotation, biological process: regulation of DNA-templated transcription; abaxial cell fate specification. Gene Ontology annotation, molecular function: transcription cis-regulatory region binding.
CAAGAACUAGAGAGAGAAAAAAGCAAAAAAAAAAAUGCCCUUGGAAGGGAUUUAUUUAGAACCAACCUCAAAGAAGGCAGCAGUAUUACCUGAUCUCUCUCUACACAUUAGCCCACCAAACUGCGAUUCAUCUGCCUCAACAAGAAUAUCGAGAAACGACGUCGUUUCGAGGUUCGAUCUUUCGACUCCGAAGAACAACAACUCCUUCACCGAGCUCUCCUUAGCCCACCCAGCUAACGAAAUCGACCUUGGAAAUAGCUUUAAUGGCGGAAGAGGAAGAACCCAUCUUCACCACCACCACCACCACCGCCGUCAAGAAGAAGAGGGAGAAGUAGAAGAAGAAGAAGAACGGCCGCCGCCGCAAAACCCUUAUCACCAUAUCUACCACCAAACCCAAAUCAACAACCGUACUACUUUGCUUGAUGCAGCAGCAUCCGACGGUCUGAGGCCGAUCAAGGGCAUCCCGGUCUAUCCCAACCGUCCGUUCCCGUUCUUGGGACACGUGGACCAGGAUCCGAGGUUGCGGUUCGCCGGUGGCUUGGAUCACCAUAUGCCAUUGCUGAAUCUGGGACCUAGUAGUAAUGCUCCUCCCUCCUCCGCCUCCGCCGCCGCCGCCUACCGAGGCGGCGGCGUUGGUAGGUAUAAUGGGCUGUCGUCGUCGUCGGGCGGCGGGUACCAGGUUCACGGCCACCACCACAACUACAACCAUCACAACCAGUACGGUGGUGUGGGGCCCAGCCACGAGCAUCAUGGGAUAAUGAGAUCAAGAUUCCUUCCGAAGAUUCCGGCGAAACGGAGUAUGAGGGCUCCAAGAAUGAGGUGGACGAGUACUCUCCACAGCCGCUUUGUUCAUGCAGUUGAGCUUCUCGGCGGCCAUGAAAGGGCUACGCCAAAGUCAGUACUGGAGCUAAUGGAUGUCAAAGAUCUCACUCUUGCUCACGUCAAAAGCCAUUUACAGAUGUAUCGAACUAUUAAAACAACUGACAAGCCAGCAGCUUCUUCAGGGCAUUCAGACGGGUCGGGCGAAGACGAUUUGUCGACAUAGGGAGUAGUAGUGUCGGUGAACGGGUCGGGUUGAGGCAAUUCAUGGAUCAUAAUAAUAAUAAUAAUAAUAAUUCUUCUGUCGUCGGAUCUUUUCAACAACAACCUGAUCAUCAUCAUCUAAUUAACCCUUCCACCACUCCUACUUUGUGGAGCAACUCUUCAAGUAGCCGAGAGGGUUGGUUACAAACCAACGCUGGAGAAUCGCAUGGCCUCAUCGGAUCAUUGUCCUUUCCCUGACAACAAUCGAGAAUUAUUUACAUACAUCUUAUGAGAAGAAAAGGGACCAAAAAGCAAUAUUAAAUAAUGUCUAAUUAUAUUACAAAAACUCGAGCUUCGCGGUUUCACACUGGCCGGGGUGAAGGGAGAGCUUGUGAGUACGUAGUAGCUGAUAUUAAACAUCUCCAUUCGGAAUAUUGGAUUCUUGGUUUUUAUUUCUUCUCGGGUUCUUCGUUUUGUCAAGAAAAGUAAGGCACGAGAAAAAAAAUAAUAAUAAUAAUAUAAGUAUAUAUAUAUGUAUUUAUAUGCAUAUAUAAAGAGGUAUUGCCAAUGAAGAAGAUGAAGCAGCAUCAGCUCUAACUCAUUGGAAGUGUUAAAUUCAGCUUGGCUUGUCACUCAUAUAUUUUAACAUAUUUUUUUUUUACCUUAAUUUUUUUUUAUUACAUUUUGUUUCUAUCUUAGGAUCUCCAAAACCCUAGACAUAUUGGGGUAAUUAGUUGGAUUUUGGCUGCCAACAAUUUGCUAAUGUAACAAUUCAACUAUGUAUUUUGUUACGACGACGAUGUUUAUGUAUCGAAAAAUAAUGGUAGGUGUAAUUAUUGUUUCUCUAAGGACUAUGUGGUGUUCCUUUUUUC